UGCUAAAUGUUUAAAUGUAAUGUACAUUUUGUACAUGUUAGGAGACCGUUUCGAAUGUUUCAUCUCGUGGAGGAACUAUAGUAAACGGUGACUGUUUCUAGUCGUACAGUCAGAAUGCAAACAAUAGGAAACCGGAAGUCUGAGAAGUCAGCAGUCUGAAAGAUGGCGGCCGCGGGCGGGGAAGGCUCUAUUUGCGCUCUGUUUCGGGCACGUUGUGUGAAGACAGCGAAGGGCCUGGGUGGGGCGGGCGCUCUUCUCACGCUGCUGGCGGCUCUCCUGGUGCCUCCGGUCCGCGCCGACAUCACAGACGGCAACAGCGAGCACUUGAAGCGGGAGCACUCGCUGACGAAGCCGUACCAGGGUGUGGGAACGAGUCCGUCGAGCCAGUGGGACUUCUGGGGGAGCACCCUGGUCACCAGCCAGUAUGUCCGUCUCACGGCAGACGAGCGCAGCAAGCAGGGCUCCAUCUGGAACACGGUGCCAUGCUUUCUCAAAGACUGGGAGAUGCACGUGCAGUUCAAAGUGCACGGCUCCGGAAAGAAGAAUCUCCAUGGCGACGGCUUUGCGGUCUGGUACACAAAGGACAGGCUCCAGCCCGGACCUGUCUUUGGGAACCAAGACCACUAUGUUGGCCUGGCCAUUUUUGUGGAUACCUUCCGCAAUGACCUGCAUGGGAUGGAUCGCUCGUUCCCCUACAUCUCGGCCAUGGUGAAUAAUGGCUCUUUGUCCUACGACCACGGGAAGGACGGCCGACCUACGGAGCUCGGUGGCUGUUCAGCUGAUGUCAGGAACAAGGACUAUGACACAUACCUGGCCAUCCGAUACUCCAAGGGCCGGCUCACGGUUAUGGUUGAUAUUGAUGACAAGAAUGAGUGGAAGGAGUGCAUUGACAUCGGAGGUGUCCGCCUGCCUAUUGGAUACUACUUUGGAGCUUCUGCAGCCACUGGGGACCUAGCUGACAACCAUGACAUCAUCUCCAUGAAGCUGUACCAGCUGAUGGUGGAACACUCUGCUGAGGAUGACAACCUAGACUGGACAAAGAUUGAGCCCAGCGUGAGCCUGUUGAAGUCCCCCAAAGAUAACAUAGAUGACCCCACUGGGAAUUUUCGCAGCACUUCUCUAACAGGAUGGAAGGUCUUCCUGCUCCUGCUCUGCGCCCUGCUCGGCAUUGUGGUCUGUGCUGUUGUGGGUGCCGUAGUGUUCCAGAAACGUCAGGAAAGAAACAAAAGGUUCUACUAGAGAGAAAAUGAAAGUGGAUUCAAGAGAUCAAUGUGAAUUUUUGAAGAUUGCAUUAAAACCCAAGUGUUUUAUAUCAUAGAAGUCUGGAUGAGGAGAAUAUUGCAAAAUAUUUUCCACUGUCAGUGAUGCUCUGGAGGUGGUGGAUCGGCAGCUUGGUGUAAAAAGCUGGAUUUUAAAAGGUGUAUUUUUUUUAAAUGUUCUAUUUUUCUUAUGAACAUUUCUGAAUAUUUUCACAUUUAAACUCCAAGCCACCAUGAAAAAACAAAAAAAAAAAAUGCACAAUUGGAAGGAGACUUUUCUGACCUGUUUCUCAACGUAUAUUUCCAUCAAGUUACAUAAAGAAUGUAAGUUUUUGUUUUAAAUUUGUGAGCUUUCUGAUUUUGUUUACAAUUUUUUUUUUUCUUUUUGAUUAGUUGAAAAUGAUUGCUCUUUUUGACUGAUUUGAGGCUUUGUACUCUUCCUACAUGUUUUAAUUAUUGUAUGCGUGGUUUUUUUUUUUUUUUUUUGGUGGGAUAGUGAUGGGGAGUACAGGAUGCGUUUAACUGUAUUUCCCAGGCAACAGGCUCCAAACAGAACUUUAAACAUUAGUCUGUUUGCCAGACUGGGGAGGUUAAGUGUGUGAGCCAUGACAGGAAAGCUAAUUGUUGUAAUUGUUCAGUAAUUCAAGGGUUAGCUGUAGAGGAGUUUUCAGGAAACUGACGAUGUGGCUCUUUGUAGGGUCCCGAUUCAUGGGGUUUAUGUCCACUGUAUUGCUUCUGUAAGAAUCUUGCAGAUGCUGGUAAAUUGGUUGUUAAGCAUGUGGUGGCAGCAGGAUGUGUCACUUUUCACAGACUACUGCAGGAGUAACUUUCAGGAGAAGUUCAUGGUGACUUCAUUGCUGUCAUCAGGGAAUAAAGGUGUUCAUUGAUAUCCAGCAUAAUUUUCCUCCAUGAGAAAAAUGUCUUCUGUGAUGAGGGGUAGCAGUUUUUACCAUGAGCCUUUUUAAGAUUGUAUGUUUGAUACAGUUACGUGUUGGAAUAAUUUUUGUCUGAUUUCCAAGGAAAGCCACUCCACGAAGCCAAAGUUGUACAUGUAGAACUUUAAUUUUCUAUAAUGUAUGUACAUCCCCAAAAAAUGAGAAAUUAUGUGCUUCCCAGUUACUAUAUUUUUCCCUCCAACAUAUGUCAUGCAAAAACAUGAAAAUGCUUUAGAGACCAAUCAGCUGGAUUUUAAACCCAGGUAAAGGUAUUUGAUCUGAGAAGGGGGCUUCCAUUUCCUCUUAAGGGAAAUGAGAAUUGUAUCCCACUAUGUUCAGUGAAUCUUCCACUAUUGAGUUCUGCUGUAAUAAAGUUACUGACUAAC
Messenger RNA from Scleropages formosus (Asian bonytongue), 2580 nucleotides. RefSeq names its product lectin, mannose-binding 2 (gene lman2). NCBI's taxonomy places the organism in Eukaryota, Metazoa, Chordata, Actinopteri, Osteoglossiformes, Osteoglossidae. The transcript is spliced from 8 exons. The record is from RefSeq and is a predicted model, not a curated record. Gene Ontology annotation, cellular component: COPII-coated ER to Golgi transport vesicle; endoplasmic reticulum membrane; endoplasmic reticulum-Golgi intermediate compartment. Gene Ontology annotation, biological process: endoplasmic reticulum to Golgi vesicle-mediated transport. Gene Ontology annotation, molecular function: D-mannose binding. The coding region runs from base 163 to 1239 and encodes 358 amino acids.